AUGAUCAACACCAUGACCAAACUCUUUGCGCUCGCUGCCCUCGCUGUUUCCAGCGCCACCGCAUCCGACGUCUAUACGACCUUCUCCGGCCAGAAUGGUGACAUUGCUCCCAACUUCGACAUCUCCAACACGGGCUGCUUCGCUGCAGAGGGCGCCACCAUGGUGUCGUUCAGCCAAGCCGGCGGCAGCACCUUCAACGGACCGUACUGCCUAAGUGCGUGGAAGGACGGUGCCUGCCCUGGCGAUGCCACCGCGAAGCAGGGCUUCUCGAGCCUCCACAGCGGCACCAAGUACAUGCUCAACGACGACAUGUCGUUUACCGGCUCAUACAAGUGGUCGCCCGAGGGAUGUUAA
This is a messenger RNA of Akanthomyces muscarius, 354 nucleotides long. RefSeq lists its product as uncharacterized. Bases 1 to 354 code for a protein of 117 amino acids. NCBI's taxonomy places the organism in Eukaryota, Fungi, Ascomycota, Sordariomycetes, Hypocreales, Cordycipitaceae. The transcript has a single exon. The record is from RefSeq and is a predicted model, not a curated record.